Messenger RNA from Suncus etruscus (white-toothed pygmy shrew), 1014 nucleotides. RefSeq names its product arrestin domain containing 5 (gene ARRDC5). Bases 1 to 1014 code for a protein of 337 amino acids. Gene Ontology annotation, cellular component: cytoplasm. The transcript is spliced from 3 exons. Gene Ontology annotation, biological process: protein transport. The record is from RefSeq and is a predicted model, not a curated record. NCBI's taxonomy places the organism in Eukaryota, Metazoa, Chordata, Mammalia, Eulipotyphla, Soricidae.
AUGUCUGUGGUGAAGUCCAUCCAAAUAACUCUGCCCAAGGAUGCCGUCUACCUGGCCGGCUCCUCCAUCAAGGGGCAGGUGGUUCUCACCCUGAACAGCACCUUGGUGGACCCCAUAGUCAAGGUGGAGCUGGUGGGCAGGGGCUACGUGGAGUGGAGUGAGGAGACAGGGGAGGCCCUGGAUUAUAGCAAAGAUGUGCUUUGCAACAACAAAGUGGACUAUGUGCAUAAGACCAAGACAUUCCCAGUGGAGGGUAACUGGUUAAGCGCAGGCAGCCACGAGUUUGGGUUUCGUUUCAAUUUACCUGCCAGGCUUCCUUCCACUUUCACCAGUAAAUUCGGCCACAUCUUCUAUUUCGUCCAGGCCACCUGUUGGGGCCGAGAAUCCAUUCUGGGCAAGAAAAGAGUGUACUUAAUGGUUCAAGGGACUUCGGAUCUCCACAGAAAAAACUCACUGCAGAGGCCCGUGUCGGUGGAGACAGAGAAGAGGGUGUCCUACAAUUGCUGCAGCCAGGGGACCAUCAGCCUGCACGUGGAGCUGGAGCACAACAUCUUCAGCCCCGGCGACCUCAUGGUCUUCACCACCGAGGUGGGCAACCAGACAGGCCGGUGCAUCCGCACGGUGGCCUGGGCGCUGUUGGUGCAUGUGCAGUACAAGGGUUUCACGCCCAACACGGAACGGCGUGCCAGAGCCGACAGCAGCCAGCUGGCCCGGCAGGACAGCAACACCCACAUCCCACCCUACAGCAGCAGCAGGAUCGUCUGCACCUUCCAGCUGCCCCAGGUGCUGCCCCUGAGUGGGGAGGCCAGGGUUUCCGAGGAAGACCUGCUGAGCGCCCACUACGAGCUGGUCACCACGGUCCACCUGCCCUGGUCCCUGGCCAGCGUGAAGGCCAAGGUCCCGGUGGUCAUCACCCAUCCCCCGCUGAGGUCCGAUAGCCCCCCUGGACAGGACUGGAGCCCCACAGCCAGGCCUGUGGCCCCGGAGGCCGACUCGACAGAAAUCAGUGUCUAA